Molecule: messenger RNA, 1075 nt
Organism: Manihot esculenta (cassava)
Lineage: Eukaryota; Viridiplantae; Streptophyta; Magnoliopsida; Malpighiales; Euphorbiaceae
Product: G-type lectin S-receptor-like serine/threonine-protein kinase At4g27290
Exons: 2
Coding region: 416-1075 (219 amino acids)
Biological process (GO): recognition of pollen
Source: RefSeq, a predicted model, not a curated record
CUCAAGUGCAACUGAUACUCUUACGUCAACCCAAUCUCUUGCUGAUGGCAGCACCUUGAUUUCCAAGCAUGGAAGUUUUGAACUUGGUUUCUUUAGUCCUGGUAGUUCCAGGAAUCGUUACUUAGGAAUUUGGCACAAAAAUAUCCCAGUUAGAACCGUUGUUUGGGUUGCAAAUCGUCGGGCUCCAAUAUUCAACAAUUCGUCUGCUCUGCUGAUGAUAGACAACCAAGGAAAUCUUGUACUAAAGAAUGGGGGAAGCGUUGUUUGGUCAACAAACUCAAAAAGAGAAGUCUAAGCUCCACUAUUACAGCUCCUGGAUUCUGGGAAUCUUGUUUUAACUGAUGCAAGUGAUGGCCGUUCUGGAAUCUACUUAUGGCAGAGUUUUGAUUAUCCAACUGAUACGUUGCUACCAGGGAUGAAGCUCGGAGUGAACUUGAAGACAGGACUCGAUCGGCGUCUCACAUCAUGGAAAAACUGGGAUGAUCCAUCACCAGGGGACUUUGUUUGGAAGAUCCUCGUACAUAAUAAUCCUGAGUCUACCAUGUGGAAAGGCUCGAAGUUCUACUUUCGUUCAGGCCCAUGGAACGGCAUUACAAGCAGCGGUACACCGCAAUUAAAGCCUAACCAGGUUUUUAGUUUCAACUUUGUUCAUAGUGAUGACGAGGUUUAUCAUACAUACGACCCUAAGAAUAAGUCUGUAAUUUCAAGGGCUGUAAUGAACCAAACCAACUACAAGCGUGAGCUCUACAUAUGGGACGAAGCAUCACAGUCCUGGAGCCUGUUUACGUAUCUGCCAACAGAUUACUGCGACAGUUAUGGCCUUUGUGGUGCUUAUGGAAAUUGCAUCAUUACUGACUUGCUUAUGGAAAUUGCAUCAUUACUGACUCGCCAGUUUGCCAGUGAUGGAGAUGGAUUUAUCAAAUUCACAGAAUUAAAAUUGCCUGAUACUAAAUAUUCUUGGGUAAAUAAGAAUAUGAGCCUGAAGGAAUGUAGGGGAAAAUGCUUAAACAACUGUAACUGCACUGCUUACUCAGUCUUUGAUAUUGGAAAUGGAGGCAGUGGCUGUGCUCUUUAG